Aedes albopictus (Asian tiger mosquito) is the source of this 4314-nucleotide messenger RNA. RefSeq lists its product as uncharacterized. Bases 1 to 4314 code for a protein of 1437 amino acids. The record is from RefSeq and is a predicted model, not a curated record. NCBI's taxonomy places the organism in Eukaryota, Metazoa, Arthropoda, Insecta, Diptera, Culicidae. Gene Ontology annotation, biological process: DNA integration. The transcript has a single exon. Gene Ontology annotation, molecular function: nucleic acid binding.
AUGGAAGAGAUACGCCAGCUAAUUUCGCAGCAGAACGCAAUGUUUUCGGCUAUCGUCGAUAGGAUGGCGAACCUGCAGUCCAAUGCGCAAGUUCCAGUGCAGCCACAGCCAGUUCCUCAACCUCCGCCUUUGUGCCUGGAAGGCGAUAUGGAAGUGAACUAUGACUUUUUUGAACGAAAUUGGCAAAACUACGCCAAUGCGAUGGGCAUGAAUCAGUGGCCUCAGGGUGAAAAUUCAAAGAAAGUGAGCUAUCUGCUAUCAGUGAUUGGCUUCGAUGCCCUGAAAAAAUAUUUUAAUUUUCAACUAACGGCCGCACAGCGUGACAGCCCUGAAGAUGCUUUAGCAGCAAUAAAAGCGGCUGUGGUGCGUCCUCGAAAUUUUAACAUUGAUCUGAUGGACUUCCUGACCGUGAAACAGGAAUCAGAGUCUAUUGACGAAUACGUGACCAAACUAAGAGUAUUGGUUAAACCGUGUCAGUUGGGUGCGUUGGAGGAAAAGUUCAUCAUCUACAAGGUGGUUACUUCCAACAAGUGGCCGCACCUGCGGAAGCGGUUGCUGACCAACAAGGAUAUAACGUUGGAACGAGCAAUCGACGAGUGUCGUCUCGAAGAGGUGACAGCGAGAAAAGUACUUCAGCUGUUCAGUGAAGAGAAAGGUGAAGUUUGCCGAAUCCAGUCGAAAAUCGAAAAGAAGGAGAAAAGGUGCAAAUUCUGUGGAGGCUGUCAUAUUUUUGAGAAAGGUGUUUGUCCCGCAUACGGCCAGCGGUGCCGAAAGUGCGGCGGAAGAAACCACUUCGGGAAAAUGUGUGAAAAGAACAAGAAUAAGAAGAGAAAUAAGAAAAAAGUGAAAAAGGUAUCGGGUGUAUCAAGCGAAACGGAGGACAGUGAAGCAGAAAACAGUGAAGUGAUGUCGAGCUCGGACAGUGACAGUUCUGAACCAGAACGAGAAAUCGGCAAGAUAUACAACAAUGCCUCAAGUGGAGGACACGUUCUGGCCGAUUUGCAGCUCAAGGUUGAUGGUGUUUGGAAAAAUGUAAUAUGUGAAUUAGACACGGGAGCUAAUACAAGUUUAAUCGGAUUUGAUUGGCUGAAAAAACUGUUCGGUGCCACAGAUCCGGUUAUAUUGCCAUCGAAAUAUAAGUUGCAUAGUUUCGGUGGUGGACAAAUUCCGGUUCUUGGUGAGAUCAAAAUUCCGUGCCGUCAUAAGAAAGAAAAGUACAAGCUUGUGCUGCAAGUUGUCGAUGUCCAGCAUCGACCGGUGUUAUCCGCUAACGUGUGUGAAACGCUCAAACUUGUGAAAUUCUGCAACACCGUUUCGUACAAACUACCCGAAGACAAAAGUGAUGAACCAUAUAUAUGGAAAGUGAACAAAAUCGAAGCGAACAAAAUUGUGGAAAAGUAUGAGAGUGUCUUCAAAGGAGUCGGUAAGAUUGCCGGUGAAGUAUCGAUUGAAAUCGACCCCAGUGUACCACCAAGCAUUCAGCAGCCUCGCCGGAUCCCGAUAGCUCUUCGCGACAAACUUCGGGAAGAGUUGAACAGAAUGGAGAAGGAAGGAAUCAUUGUGAAGGAGCAGCGCCACACAGAUUGGGUGAGCAACAUCCUACUUGUGAAUCGGUCAACCUCAGGUGAGUCAGUAAGAAUAUGCCUUGAUCCUAUACCGCUGAACAAAGCCAUCAAGCGUCCCAACUUGCAAUUCAACACCCUGGAUGAAAUUCUCCCUGAACUUGGUAAAGCCAGAGUAUUCUCGACCGUUGAUGCCAGGAAGGGCUUCUGGCAUGUGGCUCUGGACGAAAAAAGCAGCCUCUUGACGACUUUCUGGACACCGUUCGGAAGAUACAGAUGGGUCAGGUUACCGUUUGGAAUUUCAUCUGCUCCAGAAAUUUUUCAAAUAAAGCUUCGGGAGGUCAUUGACGGUUUAGAUGGAGUGGAGUGUCUAGCCGAUGACUUGCUCAUAUUUGGUCGGGGUGACACACUAGAGGAGGCAAUGGCGGAUCACAAUAGAUGUCUAGAAAAGUUGCUGUCUCGACUAGAGCAAUGCAAUGUCAAGUUGAAUCGUUCAAAACUGGCCUUAUGUCAGUCAUCAGUGAAGUUUUUUGGACAUACUCUCACUGAUGGCGGAGUUCGUGCGGAUGAAUCAAAGCUCGCAGUUAUUAGAAACUAUCCUCCACCAAGAGACCGCAAGGAGUUACACCGCUUUGUCGGCAUGGUGAAUUACUUAAGCCGGUUCAUUCCCAACCUAAGCGCUAAUUUGCACAACAUCCGCCGCUUGAUCUCCGAUAAAGCAGAUUGGGUCUGGGGUUCGACUGAGAAUGCCGAGUUCCAGAAAGUCAAGUCGUUGGUUGCUGACAUAAAUACACUGCGGUACUAUGACAGAGAGAAGCCUUUAUGGGUAGAAUGCGAUGCAAGUUCAUUCGGUCUAGGUGUUGUAGUUUAUCAAGACAACGGAGUAAUCGGCUAUGCCUCUCGUACGCUGACUCAAACCGAAAAAAACUACGCCCAGAUCGAAAAGGAGUUGCUGGCGGUACUUUUCGCCUGCAUUAAGUUCGAUCAACUGAUAAUCGGGAACAAAAGGACAACGGUGAAGACCGACCAUAAACCGUUGAUCAACGUUUUCAAAAAACCACUUUUGAAAGCGCCGAAGAGGCUUCAACACAUGCUUCUCAACUUACAGCGAUACAACAUACAUCUACAGUUCGUAACCGGCAAGGAAAAUGUAGUGGCAGAUGCGUUGUCUAGGGCUCCCAGCUUAUCUCCAGUCGAUUCAGAGCAGACCUGUAAAAUGAGUAUCUACCGUGUCUUCGGCGAAAUAGAAGAUAUCAAUCUUUGCAGCUACCUAAGUAUCAGCGAUGAGAGGAUCAACGAGAUCAUCGAAAGGACCGCAGAGGACAACGUGCUGCAAACAGUAUUGCUGUACAUUCGGCAAGGAUGGCCCGAUCGAAUUGAGCGGGUUCCAAUGGAGGUCAAGCCCUUCUACAAGUAUCGAGAUGAACUUUCUACCCAAGAUGGCUUAGUUUUUCGAGCUGAUAGAAUCGUUAUCCCAUUCUCCCUCCACCGUUCCAUGGCAGACAGGCUGCAUGUGGGUCACACAGGUAUCGAGUCUACCUUGAAGUUAGCCAGAGAAAAUGUGUUUUGGCCCGGGAUGAACAACCAAAUCAAACACCUAAUACAAGAGUGCUCUGUCUGUGCUAAGUUUGCAUCCUCCCAACUCCACCCUCCAAUGAAAUCACAUGCCGUUCCCAUCUACCCUUUUCAACUAGUGUCGAUGGAUGUUUUCUUUAUGCUGUAUAAAGGAAAGCAAAGAAAAUUCUUGAUAAUGGUAGACCACUAUUCAGAUUAUUUUGAGGUGGACUUGUUGAAUGAUAUGACACCCUCUUCGGUCAUAGAAGUGUGUAAACGCCAUUUUUCCUGUCAUGGCACCCCUCAACUUGUGGUCACAGACAAUGGAUCGAACUUUGUCAACGAGCAAAUGAAAAUUUUUGCGAAGUCCUGGGGAUUCAAACACUCGACAUCUGCUCCGUACCACCAACAAUCGAAUGGGAAAGCAGAGGCUGCAGUCAAAAUUGCGAAAGAUCUUCUACAAAAAUCUCAGGAGUCCGGUCAAGAUUUUUGGUACAUGCUGCAACACUGGAGGAACACUCCUAAUAAAAUCGGCAGCUCUCCAGCGUCUAGAUUGCUUUCCCGCAGCAUAAGGUGUGGCAUUCCAAUACCCGCGACAAAUUUGAUUCCAAAGGUAGUACAAUCAGUACCGGAGUCGAUACUCCGUAAUCGACGCAAGAUUAAGUACCAAUACGAUAAACGAUCACGGGAACUUCCGCAAAUAGAAAUAGGAUCGCCUGUGUACGUCCAACUCCGUCCUGAUACAUCCAAGCUGUGGACACCUGGGGUUGUCUGUGAUCGGUUGAGUGAUAGAUCGUACUUGAUUGGCGUAGAGGGUACUAAGUAUCGCCGAGAUGCAGUGCACGUCAAACCUCGUAAAGAAUCUACAGCCCCAUUGAUUAGUGAACAACCUAUUCCAAACGGUUAUCCUGAUCGUCGUCCAGAAGCCAAUAUGCAACCCACUGUUCACGCAGCUUCUCAAGAAUGUCACCAACCAACUGUGCCUUUGGUUAUACCCAAUCAGGAAGCAGCCGAGUUUAUUCCGCCAACAUCUGUGGAGUUGCCGACGCUGACAGAACCGCGGCUUCGUGAUCCAGUAGAUCCCGACCCUCCAGUGAAGAGAACAGAAAAAUCUAAAGCACCAAUAACUAGCACGGACCGUCCGAAGAGAAAAUCCCGUCUGCCAAGCAGGUUCAAAGACUAUGUAGUGUUCAAGUGA